Messenger RNA from Phialemonium atrogriseum, 1454 nucleotides. Its product is annotated as WD40 repeat-like protein. Gene Ontology annotation, biological process: mRNA splicing, via spliceosome. The coding region runs from base 109 to 1278 and encodes 389 amino acids. NCBI's taxonomy places the organism in Eukaryota, Fungi, Ascomycota, Sordariomycetes, Cephalothecales, Cephalothecaceae. Gene Ontology annotation, molecular function: protein binding. The transcript has 2 exons. The record is from RefSeq and is a predicted model, not a curated record. Gene Ontology annotation, cellular component: catalytic step 2 spliceosome.
GAGUGAGCAAGCCACCCCCCAGCAAAAGAAGGCAAACCAGCAGGAAAAGAAAACUGCCUCGGUGGUUCUGGCUGUGAGGACGAUGGGAAGGGAGAUUUGCAGCAACAAAUGGCAUUUCCGGACAAGCCUGUAGCCCAACUGCUGGGUGCAAAUGGCCCCAUCCACACAGUCGCCUACUCAGCCUCACCAGGCACCUACAUCCUGACCGGCGGCGCCGACCGCUCCAUCCGGCUCUACAACCCGGCGCCGACGACGGCCGUCCACCCGGCCCCGAGCUACAUCACCGUCAGACAGCAACAGCAGCAGCAGCAGCAACAGGACCCCGGCCCCCAGCAUGCCGGCGGCGGGGCAGAAGCGCCCGUCCCCGCCGGCCGCCUGAUCCAGACGUUCAGCGCGCACGGCUACGAAGUCCUCUCGCUAGCCGUGGCGGCCGACAACGCGCGCUUCGUCAGCGCGGGUGGCGACCGAGCGGCCUUCCUGUGGGACGUGGCGUCGGGCACAACGUUACGAAGGUUCGGCGGCGGAGGAGCCGGCACGGGCCACGCGAGCCGGAUCAACGCGGUCGCGUUCGCGGGCGAGGGCGACUCGCUAGUGGCGACGGGCGGGUUCGACACGACGGUGCGGGUGUGGGACACCAGGGGCGGGGGGGCCGGGCGGCCGGUGGCGGUGCUGUCGGGUGCCGGGGACAGCGUCACGGCCGUGGCGGUGCGGGGCGCCGAGGUUGUCGCGGGCAGCGUGGACGGGCGCGUGCGCAGCUACGACGUGCGCAUGGGCCGCGUGACGACCGACGUGGUGGGCGCGAGCGUCACGAGCCUGUGCCUUGCCCGCGACGGGAAGUCGGCGCUCGUCGGGUCGCUGGACAGCAAGGUUAGGCUGAUGGAUCGGGAGACGGGUGCGUGUCUGAGGACGUAUGCCGAGCCGGCGUGGCGCAAUGCCGAGCUGCGGAUACAGUCUGUCCUCGGCGGGGGGGAGAGGUUCGUCGUUGCGGGCGAUGAGCUCACGGCCGCCGGCGGCGGAUCCGCGACGGGAGGCGUGGGCGUCGCCGCUGAGGGGAGGAUCUGGGCUUGGGAUCUGCUCUCGGGGAAGCUUGUUGCCCGGGUUCGCGUCCCCUGGGGGCCUGGCGGGAGCGACGGCCGCAAGAGGGUCGUCGGGAGGGACGGGAAGGAGAAGGAGCGGAAGAACGUGGUCAGCUGCAUAGCCUGGAAGGAGGACGGGUAUGGGGACCAGUUCUGCGCCGGGGGGACGUCUGGAGUUGUCACUGUGUUUGGGAGCGGUUAGGGGGGCGGGGCCUUUUGUGUGUGCUUGUGGAAGGCAAGUUGAGGAUAGAGGAUAGGGUGUCAAAGAGCGCAGCCGAAAUCUGGAUACCACGACCACGACUUGAAAUCCGUUUGGACUUCUGAGGACGACCAGGGAGGGAGGGGUUCUCGUUCAUUGUCUCUAGAAACUAUCGCCGA